AUGAAAGAAGAUGAAACAUGCCGUCACAGGAAGCUUGAGGAGAAACAGAGAAAUGGGGCCAGUCACAUGGACACACAAUCAGUCCCAAGCAACUGGAAUAAUAUCCACCUAUUCCUGGUGACUGGUCUGUUAGGAGCAUCUCUGAUCCUGAUCUUAGAGUGCUGUCUGCCUCCCUCUGCUCCGUGGUCACUGUUUGGUCCUAACAGAGUUCCUCUGUGGGACUGGACUGCCCUGCAGAUUGUUAUAGCAUUCACUGUCCUACAGGGGGUGCUCUAUCACCUACCCAUGGGCAAGGUGGCAGAGGGCAAGCUGGGAUGUGAUGAGAAACGUCUGAAGUAUCACAUGAAUGGUCUUCAUGCAUUAGUGGUGACAGCAGCGCUGGUCCUGGGUCUGUGGUUUACCGGGUUAUUCCAUGGGGCCAGUAUUACAAACAGAGUUCUCCCCAUUGUGAGUGCGAGCACUGUGGUCGCUCUGCUGCAGAGCAUCGCGUUGUACGUACACUCGCUACACAUCCAUCCAUCCAGGCUGUUACGCUACGACAGCAACGCUACACUGCUGGUGGAGUUUGCCCUGGGCAGGGAGGUGGACCCACGCCUGGGUCGCAUUGACCUGAAACACUUUGCCAUGGUGCGGAUUGGCUUCAUUGGAUGGGCUAUGGUAGACUUAAGCUACCUGCUAACAGCUGUUGAAACUCAAGGUUCACCAUCUCUCUGCCUGCUGCUGGUUGUCAUCUUCCAGUUCAUCUACAUCUUGGACUUUGUUUUAGAUGAGGACUCGGUGUUGCUGACUAAAGAGUUUACUGAGGAGGCCAUCGGCUUUCUCAUGAUUCUGGGCGAGUACAUAUGGAUCCCCUUCUUCUCCAGCCUGCCGGCGUUCUUUCUCAUCCAGCGCCCCACGCACAUCAGCACGCCGUCAGCUGUGCUCAUAUGCCUCCUGUUCGCUGUAGGAUUCGCCUUUUAUUCCCUGUCCAACGAACAGAGGCUUGGUUUUCGUAAAAACCCAAACGACCCAGCGUACGCCUGUUUAGAGACAAUCCCAAGUCCAUCAGGUCAGAGGUUGCUGGUGAGCGGCUGGUUUGGUUGGGUUCGUCAUCCGAACUAUUUAGGAGAUGUUCUGAUUGCUCUGGCAUGGUGUCUACCCUGUGGUUUCACCUCCCUCUUGCCCUAUUUACCUGCACUGCAGUGUUUUAACCUGCUGAGGCAACGAGCAAAUGAGAUCGAAGACUCGUGUCAAAAGAAACACGGGGAGGCUUGGCUGGAGUACUGUUGCCGGGUGCCGUACAAACUGGUGCCCUACGUGUACUGA
Chanos chanos (milkfish) is the source of this 1305-nucleotide messenger RNA. Its product is annotated as delta(14)-sterol reductase TM7SF2. The coding region runs from base 1 to 1305 and encodes 434 amino acids. Gene Ontology annotation, molecular function: Delta14-sterol reductase activity. The record is from RefSeq and is a predicted model, not a curated record. The transcript is spliced from 10 exons. Gene Ontology annotation, cellular component: nuclear inner membrane; endoplasmic reticulum membrane. Lineage: Eukaryota; Metazoa; Chordata; Actinopteri; Gonorynchiformes; Chanidae. Gene Ontology annotation, biological process: cholesterol biosynthetic process.